This is a messenger RNA of Orycteropus afer afer, 3699 nucleotides long. It is a transcript of the gene KLHL5, whose product is annotated as kelch like family member 5. Gene Ontology annotation, molecular function: protein binding. The record is from RefSeq and is a predicted model, not a curated record. Lineage: Eukaryota; Metazoa; Chordata; Mammalia; Tubulidentata; Orycteropodidae.
ACUGCAUGGGGAUAGUGCUUUCUGUCUCUGUCAUUUGUGGUUUAAGAAAAGGGGGUGGUGUUCUGCAUUUGAAAGGACUUUAAUGAAUGCUGUCAGUGUUUUUGCGAGCUAAUGGUCAGUAUGGGAAAGGAGAGCAGAGGGAAGUGGUCUGGCUGCUUCAGGAUAGGUGGAUGAGAGUUUGCUCUGAUUGAACGGAAUGUUCCACUGUGUUUCAUCUUUAUUCAUUUUCCUUUGUUCUAUAUAAUGUGAUCUAUUGGUAUAAAAGUAAAUGUAGAUAUAUAUAUGUGAAUGUGAUUUAUUUUCUUUUAAAUCUGUUUGUUGUAUACAGCAGGGCAUUAUACUUCUCUUGUCUUGGUUGGAUGCACAAAUCUGUGUGCAGUGCUUUUUGCCCGUUGCCUAGACGAUCACUUGGUUUCUCAGAGGAUGUCUGGUUCUCGUAAAGAGUUUGAUGUGAAGCAGAUUUUGAAAAUCAGAUGGAGGUGGUUUGGCCAUCAAGCAUCAUCUCCUAAUUCUGCAGUUGACAGCCAGCAGGGAGAAUUUUGGAAUCGAGGACAAACUGGAGCAAACGGAGGGAGAAAGUUUUUAGAUCCAUGUAGCCUACAAUUGCCUUUGGCUUCAAUUGGUUACCGAAGGUCCAGCCAACUGGAUUUUCAGAAUUCACCUUCUUGGCCAAUGGCAUCCACCUCUGAAGUCCCUGCAUUUGAGUUUACAGCAGAAGAUUGUGGCGGUGCACAUUGGCUGGAUAGACCUGAAGUGGAUGAUGGCACUAGUGAAGAGGAAAAUGAAUCUGAUUCCAGUUCAUGCAGGACUUCCAAUAGUAGUCAGACAUUAUCAUCCUGCCAUACUAUGGAGCCAUGUUCAUCAGAUGAAUUCUUCCAGGCCCUUAACCAUGCUGAGCAAACAUUUAAAAAGAUGGAAAACUAUUUGAGACAUAAACAGUUGUGUGAUGUAAUUCUGGUUGCUGGUGAUCGCAGAAUUCCAGCUCACAGAUUGGUGCUCUCCUCUGUCUCGGAUUAUUUUGCUGCCAUGUUUACUAAUGAUGUCAGAGAAGCAAGACAAGAAGAAAUAAAAAUGGAAGGUGUAGAACCAAAUGCACUAUGGUCCUUGAUUCAGUACGCAUAUACAGGCCGCCUUGAAUUAAAAGAAGAUAAUAUUGAGUGCCUGUUAUCUACAGCUUGUCUUCUUCAGCUUUCACAGGUUGUGGAAGCAUGUUGUAAGUUUUUAAUGAAACAGCUUCACCCAUCCAACUGUCUUGGAAUCCGUUCUUUUGCUGAUGCACAAGGUUGUACAGAUUUGCAUAAAGUGGCUCACAAUUAUACUAUGGAGCAUUUCAUGGAAGUAAUUAGAAACCAAGAAUUUGUGUUAUUACCACCCAGUGAAAUAGCAAAGCUCUUGGCCAGUGAUGACAUGAACAUUCCUAAUGAGGAAACAAUAUUGAAUGCACUUCUUACUUGGGUUCGUCAUGAUCUGGAACAGAGACGGAGAGAUCUCAGUAAACUUUUGGCAUAUAUUAGGCUCCCCCUUCUUGCACCACAGUUUCUGGCAGACAUGGAAAAUAACGCACUUUUUCGAGAUGAUAUAGAAUGUCAAAAACUCAUUAUGGAAGCAAUGAAAUACCAUUUAUUACCAGAGAGACGGCCCAUGUUACAGAGUCCUCGGACAAAACCCAGGAAGUCAACUGUUGGUACAUUAUUUGCAGUUGGAGGAAUGGAUUCAACAAAAGGUGCAACAAGCAUUGAGAAGUAUGAUCUCCGUACAAAUAUGUGGACGCCUGUAGCAAAUAUGAAUGGGAGAAGGCUGCAGUUUGGUGUUGCAGUGUUAGAUGACAAACUGUAUGUGGUUGGAGGAAGAGAUGGACUGAAGACUUUGAAUACAGUAGAGUGCUACAACCCUAAAACAAAAACGUGGAGUGUGAUGCCUCCUAUGUCCACACAUAGACAUGGCCUUGGUGUGGCUGUAUUGGAAGGUCCCAUGUAUGCAGUAGGAGGGCAUGAUGGCUGGAGCUAUCUGAAUACAGUGGAAAGAUGGGACCCUCAAGCUCGCCAGUGGAAUUUUGUUGCCACUAUGUCCACCCCCAGGAGCACAGUAGGUGUGGCAGUAUUAGGUGGAAAACUUUAUGCAGUUGGUGGUCGUGAUGGAAGUUCUUGUCUCAAAUCAGUAGAGUGUUUUGAUCCUCAUACCAAUAAAUGGACACUCUGUGCACAGAUGUCAAAAAGGAGAGGUGGAGUAGGAGUAACUACCUGGAAUGGAUUGCUCUAUGCUAUUGGAGGACAUGAUGCUCCUGCAUCCAACUUGACUUCCAGACUCUCAGACUGUGUGGAAAGAUAUGAUCCCAAAACAGACAUGUGGACUGCAGUGGCAUCCAUGAGCAUCAGCAGAGAUGCAGUGGGGGUCUGUUUACUUGGUGAUAAACUAUAUGCUGUUGGAGGGUAUGAUGGACAGACCUAUCUUAAUACAGUUGAGGCUUAUGAUCCUCAGACAAAUGAGUGGACCCAGGUUGCUCCCCUGUGCCUAGGAAGAGCUGGGGCUUGUGUUGUGACUGUAAAAUUGUGAUUUAGUGCUUUGUUUCAUAGAUGAAAAUAGCCUCCCGUUUUAUGAAUCUAAUUCAGUUGUCUACUGUCAACGGGUACAGUUCUACUAAGUUUGCAGUGCUAUAUGUCCUGGGCACAAAGUCCCAGAUCUCAAAAGUGAAGAUGAUAAAACACAGGAGGAAGGUGUACAUGAACCAGGAUUAGAUACUUUCAUUUUCUAAGGACAUCAAAACUACAGCUAGUGGAUUGUGAACAUCUAUUCUUGAUGUAAAAUAUGAGGACAAAGGCACUGCUCUGAAACAUAAGGCAGUGUUAACUGGGAACUUCAUUUGUUCUUCAUCAGGCACAUUUUACUCACAUUAUCCAGAUUUCUUUUAUUAAAGUGUAAAUACACUGCAAAACUUCUAAAGUUUUGCUUCAUGACUUUUUUUUUAUCAUACAUGAAUUGCAGUAAUUUUUGUUUGGUUGUUUCCUUGUUUGUUUAAGGGCAACCACUAUUUUAAUGACACACUAAAGACUCUUCUGUGUAGUAUUUUCAGAAACAGCUGCAUUAUAUGUGCUCUGAUUGUGGAUUUUAUUUCUAAAAUUGGCUUAGUCCAAUAAGAAAAGAAAAACAUUAAAGAGUUAAAAGAAUAAUGACCAAAUAAAAACUUGAUAAAAUCUUUGGGAACUAUUUAAAUAUUCAUUCCAUUACAUUUAGAUUCACCAAGAAAUACAUGUUAGUUAUACUCUUAACUUGAAACGCGGUAUUUUACAUUAAAUUUAAGAUAUGCAACUUGAUGUAAAGAAAAUAAAUGUUAUAUAUAUCGUACAAUGUUCUUUCACCUACCUGGUAUUUAAUUACGAGGAUUUGUUUUAUUAAAAAUAUUUUUAUUUUAUCUUUUGAUAUUGACCAAAUUGCUUGGAUGUUCUUAUGUUCUCAAGUCUGUAUCUGCCUCCCCUCUUUUGUUUCUUCUGUUUUGUCCCAGUUUGUAAUCAAACAAUUUUAGGGGAAGGGGCUUAUUGAAUGUUUCAAAAAUAAGUUUAAAGUGUUUGUUAUCUGAAGUUUUGUACAUUUGUAAACUCUAAUUAUGUAGGUGAAUGUUAAUACUCUCGGUGAAUUAUUUAUUAUUUGCAAAAUGCACUGAGCAGUAACAUUUUGUGAUAAAACUGUAACAUAUAAGUCAUU